This is a messenger RNA of Corylus avellana, 1322 nucleotides long. RefSeq names its product low-temperature-induced protein. The record is from RefSeq and is a predicted model, not a curated record. Lineage: Eukaryota; Viridiplantae; Streptophyta; Magnoliopsida; Fagales; Betulaceae. Gene Ontology annotation, biological process: response to abscisic acid.
GACCCCUUUUUGCUGUGAAUUUGAGCAAUUAUGGCUCAACUCGACCGCAUGCAAAGACACGGUGACAAUCAUAAGAUUAACCCCCGCGGCCUCACUGUUCAACAAGUUCUCCGAGGAGGAGUUUCAAAGUGGUCACCAACCUCUUCAUCACCUACAUUUUGGAAGGACCACGACCCAGAAGAAGAUUUCGGGCACCAUCACAAGAAAUCUGUUCUGGCCAAAGUGAAGGAGAAGGCCAAGAAAUUUCGACGUUCUCUCAGCAAGAAGAAGCAUAGUGAGGAUGGUAACACUACACCAUCUUGGGGUGUCAGCUUGGAUGACGAUGAUGAUGAUGAAGAUGCUGAAUACCUUGGAGCCCCAAUGUAUGAAUCAGAGCUGGCUCCUGAAGGGUACAAGGAAACCGCGAGGCAGCAUCCAAGAGCAGUUCACUUUGUUUCUGAGAAGCAUGUUUUGGCAUGCAGUGUCAAUCUUGGUGCUGCUGAUGAUCAGCAAGAAAAGGAGAAGCCUACAAUGGCGGAAAAUGUCACUACUGCACAGAAGUUGUCACCAUUGGAUGAAACCCAUCCGAUUGCUUCAAAAUUCCAAGGCCUCACUGUUUCAGCCCCAGCUGGCUCACAAUCCGUUUCAGGGGAGGCAGCUCCACUGCCCAUGUCGUGCAGGACCUGCAGGUGGCCAGCUCCACAAACUUGCUCAUCCCCGGUGGGGACUCCACAAACUUGUUCAGCCCCGGCAGCUCCACACAGCGGAAAUGUUAGUUUUGGAGAGCAAAUUUGGGAUAAGGGUGUUUCAGUGAAGGAGUAUUUGAUUCAAAAAAUUGAGCCAGGGGAAGAUGAGAGAGCACUUUCCCAAGUGAUAUCGGAGACGAUGAGUCCCAGGAGAAUUCCUGGUGAUUUUGGUGUGGUGGAGAAGGUGAGAGAGGCUGUGACUUCUUUGCUAAGGAAUGAGUCCUGCAAAUACACACCUGCAAUUUCUGCUACAUCACACACGCAGAUUUCCGCCAACAAUGCACUUUCAGCGGCUAAAAACUCACCGUCACACGCACACCUUCCGAUCUCCACCAAUGCUCAUGAGGUUGGCGAAGGAGAAAAUCAUGGAAGAAUACUCCAAGCCAAUUGAGAUAAGAGGAAUCAAUGCAAAUUUCUGAUCGAGUUUUAGGUAUCAAUAAGUAGUUUGCCGAGAUGAUCAUUUCCUGUGUUUGAAUAAGCCAUGUAUGAUACAUAUAUGGUACUCACCAAUAAACAGUUUCUGCAGAUCUAGAAGUUCAAAAAAUUUCAAAUCAAUGCAACAAAUUAAGACCUUUCCUGUUUAUGAAUUUUCAGUGC